Aspergillus puulaauensis is the source of this 1209-nucleotide messenger RNA. Its product is annotated as glycoside hydrolase family protein. Bases 1 to 1209 code for a protein of 402 amino acids. The transcript has a single exon. Lineage: Eukaryota; Fungi; Ascomycota; Eurotiomycetes; Eurotiales; Aspergillaceae. The record is from RefSeq and is a predicted model, not a curated record.
AUGCGAUUUCGGGGUAUUUUCGCACUCUACUGCAUCACGCACGCAGCAACAUCUCAGGCCUGUAGAACCGACGAGGAUUGCAGUCUCAACGGUCUUUGCCGAACCGAUCGAUCAUGGCUAGGGCCACCCCACCCCAAGAAAACGUGCGAAUGCGAUCCGGGCUGGUUCGGCGACGACUGCGGACGCCUUGAUCUUCGUCCAGCAACCAAGAACAACGGCUACAACCACUCCAUCGAUGCAACCGACUCCAACCGUCUCGGCCCACAUGGCAACUCCUCCUGGGGCGGAACAAUCCUGCAAGAUCCACAUGACCCAAGGCUUUUCCACCUCGUCGCUUCCCAAUUCGCAGACGGAUGCGGGUUGAGCGGAUGGAGACCGUUCUCAUUUAUCAUGCGCGCAGAAUCAAGAAGCGGACCACAGGGGCCCUACCAUUACGUCGACAACAUCAGCAAGCCCUUUCGACAUAACCCCGAAGUGAUCUGGAGUCCCGCAGAUGAGAAAUACUUGCUGUACACCAUUGGUGUGGACGACAAUGAGGAACCAGAGCGUGAUAAAUGCUCUAGCCUCUCGAACAAGCAAUGGCCAAAUAACAUCUCUGUCUCGACGGCGCAGGAUAUCCGGGGCCCGUGGUCGCCCUUUGAAUUGGUUCUGGCUUCGGUAGAACCGCAUUCGACAAAUCCUUCUCCCUAUCCGCUGUGGACGUCGGAAAACCGCACAGGCGAGAUUGUGCUGGCUGUGGAGGACCUCGCCAUCUUUUCUGCAGACAGAUACAACGGUGAGUAUGAGGUCGUGCAUACGCAAAGCUGGAACACGAGUGAAUGGAGUCCGACCUGGACCGAGGAUAGUUUCUUGUGGCGCGACAAGCGAGGCAAUUGGCAUGCAAUUGCACAUUGGAUGAUUGAUCUCGUUGAGCAUGAUGGCCAGAAGUGGCCGAGGGUUGGGGCACAUGUCUUUGCGAGAAAAUUGGCAGGACCGUGGCUCUGGCAUUUCCACGAGGCGUUUAACUCCACGAUCACAUACACUGAUGGGACAACUCAGACAUUAAAGAGGAGAGAAAGAGCGAAAAUCUUCUUUACCGAUGAUGGUGAGAUGACACCCUUGUACUUGGUCAAUGGGGUGCAGGAGAUGGGCGAGAAUUCGAGGAGCUCUACGCUUAUCCAGCCAAUUGGGGAGAAGUGGAGGGAAUUUGAGAGACAGUUGGGGUUUUAA